Podospora anserina S mat+ is the source of this 1209-nucleotide messenger RNA. RefSeq lists its product as uncharacterized. The transcript has a single exon. The annotation marks the transcript as partial. The record is from RefSeq and is a predicted model, not a curated record. Lineage: Eukaryota; Fungi; Ascomycota; Sordariomycetes; Sordariales; Podosporaceae.
AUGGCAGCUCCCCGCCAAGUGGUCGAUGGCCUUUGGAGGUGUCUCUGCCCGUCAAUCGAUGCGGCACUUUUUCAAAAGACGUCGAGGCUGAGGCCGUUAGUACCGCGCAGGCUCACUUCUACUGCGGCUGCUGCUCAUGAAGAAGAUGGUUCCAGCAAUGGACUGCUUACUUCAAACUUGACGCUAUCACAACAGCAACAACCUGUUAUUGACGAUGGUUCUCAGCUCGCCCAAAGAUCGAAAAAGACUCGAUCAAGGAAAAAUCAGAGGUUAUGGCAACAUGAGAAAGCCAACCGGAAGCUGCUGAAGGAGCAAUAUCAGCAUGAGGUCUCAUCUUUACCAACUACUACUACUACUACAACAACAACAACAGCCACUACCGACCAACCAGAAACCCCAGCAACCACCACCCCCUCCCUUGACAUCCUCACCCUCCCCGACAACACCAUCCCCCCAUCUCUCCUCGCCUCCUUGUCAACCCCCACCCUCCUCCUCACCCUCAGCCGCCUGUUGACUUCCCACUCCAAACACUCCAAACGCUUCACGGGUCUCAAAAUCAGAUCACUAGUCCACUACCUCGUCACGGACCGUCACCAACCCCCGAAUGAACUCCUCUACCGGGCGUUGGUUGUUGCAAACUGGGAUCCAGAACGGGGUUCAGCCUGGGAGCUCGAGGACAUCCUCAAGGAGAUGGACAAAGCCAGUAUUGCCCCUAGCAAGGAGUUUUGGAGGGCGGCGAUUAAAUUGCUGGCUAUUCACCCUGAUUACACGCUUAGGAACUUGAUAUUGAGACGGAUAGGGGUUGUUUACGGGGAGGAGUUGAUCAAGGAGGUGAGGGAGGAUGUUAUUUUAGGGUUACUGAGGGAGAGGCAGGAGGAGCUGGUGUUGGAGGCGUUGGAGGAGGUGGUGGGGUGGGAAGAGGAGGGGGAAAGGAGGUGGAUGAGUGGGACGGGGUGGGAUACUGUGGUUCAUGUACUGGGAAAGAGGGGGUAUACGGAGGAGGCGUUUCAGGUUUUGAUGAUGAGGGUUGGGUUGGAGACUGGGAGGGAGGAAGGGUGGGGGGAAGAAGGGAGGUUGGACGGGGUGCCGAUGGAGGUGUGGUAUUAUAUGUUGGAGGAGUGUUCGAGGGAGAGUUAUCUCGAGGGGACGAAAUACCUCUGGGGGAAGCUGGUGGAGACUGGGGUUGUGGUGGCGCGUGCUGGGCUGUUG